Messenger RNA from Bombus terrestris (buff-tailed bumblebee), 1536 nucleotides. RefSeq lists its product as uncharacterized. The coding region runs from base 1 to 1536 and encodes 511 amino acids. NCBI's taxonomy places the organism in Eukaryota, Metazoa, Arthropoda, Insecta, Hymenoptera, Apidae. The transcript has 2 exons. The record is from RefSeq and is a predicted model, not a curated record.
AUGGAGUCCAAAAUAAAACCUGGAACUUGUUCCUUCGUUUUGUUGACGACCGGAACGACAAUGGACAUGACUUGGCUAAUAUUUGGAAACUUAUAUCGAUCACACAUUCAUUUCGGCGAAUUCGAUAACAAUCAGAAUAGUGCCUCAGACGCAGCGCCUCUCAGUCCCGGAGGCGCUGUGACGGAUUUAUCCGCUUCACAAGGGACUACGGGUAACGACCAGGCUUCAUCCCCGGCUAUGAGUUUGAUCAUGGUGCCGCUCGUGGGCAAUCGGGUUGCCUGUCCAGUAUGUGAGAGAAGGGAAAUUAACCUUUUCUUCCUUAAUCUGUCGGACCUGGACAGGCACCUAACACAACACCGCCCGGAUGCCCCGAUCUAUUGGAUAUGCACCAAUUGUUCAAAAGGCUUCUCGAAGCUUCAUGGGGCUAGAUGCCACAUACCUAAGUGUGGUGGCGCUAGCAGCCAGGCCAGAACAGGAGAGUUUCAAUGUGAGGCCUGUCCCAUGAGCUUCGGGUCGCGCAGAGGGCUAUCCACCCACGAACGGUAUGCGCACCCUGCCGUUAGAAACGUUAAAAGAAGGGGAGCGGACCCCCCAGAAGAAAGUUCAAAAUUAUGGAAAGCAGAAGAGGUAGCACUCUUGAAGGGGCUAUGGGAAAUGUACAAAGGUCAUAAACACCCCAACAAAGAAAUAAGUAGAUUCCUCACCACCAAAACGAUAGACCAAAUUAAGUAUCAGAGAAAAAAGCUAAAUUUAAUUGGUAAGGAAAGCCCCCAAGAGGCUGCCUCAUUGGCAACAGAGGGAGGGUGCGAUCUCGUUGGUUCAGGCAAUGCCAGCUUUGGCUCGCCUGAAGGCCGCCGCGAGAUAGAGGUCUACGAUCGGUUGUUUAUAAUCUGGGACGUAUACAAGGAUGAUUGGGAAUCUCUAAAGGAGAGACUCGAUCAUUUCAUACGCACAGCUCUAUACGAGCUUAUAAUUAAAUUUAAAAACCAAAGCCAAAAGGAUUCAAAAGAAAGCAAAAAAGCAGCCAAAAGUAAAAGAAAAAACAACAGGAAUUCGAGGAAGCGAUUCUCCUAUGCACGUUGUCAGGUGUUAUUCCGCAAAUGUCCAAGGAGACUGGCUGAUGCCGUGAUCAACAAUGAUCAGGUAUAUCUCGAACCAGCCAGGCAACCUCCCGGAUCUGAGGAAGUGAGGGGGCUCUAUGAGAAGCUGUGGGGACAAGUGGGUUCCACAUAUGUCCCGAUUCCAGUCACGAGAGCCCCCAACCUAUCCCUAUCCGAGAUCUUUCCGCCGAUAACAGCUGAGGAUGUAGGAGAGAAGAUCGGCAAAAUAAGAAAAAAGGCUGCGGCAGGACCGGAUGGUUUACAAAGAGACCAUCUAACCAUUCCCCGCCUGCCCGUCAUAUUGGCUAAAACAUACAAUAUGCUAGCCUAUUGUUCUCAUUUUCCUUACAUACAGAAGGAAAAUGAGAACAACCCUUAUUCCAAAAGCAAACAAGCCAAGCAGCCUGGUCGAGAACUGGCGACCAAUUACUAUUAG